ACUGAAAAUAAUCCGGCAGAGUGGCGCUUGUUGUUGGCUCGUGUCGUGUUAGAGGUGCCAUUGUAACGUCAAGAAAACGUCCAAAUGCUGUGUUAUAGUUAAGGCCAAGCAAACGGGGUUUGCACGAAGCGAAGUGUGUUUAUUAGACUGAAAGCUAGCAGACAAAAAUAAGUAAGUUUAAGUCGCAGCUAUGGCGGAUGUUACUGCUCGUAACUUGCAGUACGAGUACAAAGCGAACUCAAACUUGGUGCUGCAAGCGGAUCGUUCUCUGAUCGACCGAACACGAAGAGAUGAGCCCACAGGAGAGGUGCUGUCCCUUGUGGGGAAGCUGGAGGGGACCAAAAUGGGCGAUAAAGCGCAAAGGACCAAGCCUCAAAAGCUGGAGGAGAGACGAGACAAGCGACGAAAGAGAGAUGAAGACAGGCAUGACAUCAAUAAAAUGAAAGGGUUUACCUUGCUUUCUGAAGGUAUUGAUGAUAUGGUGGGCAUUGUGUACAAGCCUAAAACUAAAGAAACACGGGAGACAUAUGAAGUGUUGCUCAGCUUUAUACAUGCCGCUCUUGGAGAUCAGCCAAGAGACAUCCUGUGUGGAGCAGCAGAUGAAGUCCUGGCUGUGCUGAAGAAUGAUAAAAUGAGGGAUAAGGAAAGGCGUCGUGAGGUAGAGCAGCUUCUUGGCCCUGCUGACGAUACUCGUUAUCAUGUGCUUGUCAAUUUGGGAAAGAAAAUUACAGACUAUGGAGGUGAUAAGGACCUACAAAAUAUGGAUGAGAACAUUGAUGAAACGUAUGGAGUGAAUGUCCAGUUUGAAUCUGAUGAAGAGGAGGGUGAUGAAGAUCAGUUUGGUGAGGUACGAGAUGAGCAUUCAGAUGAAGACAGCGAAGGAGAAGAAGCAGAUGUCAGUUCUACUCUGACAGCCAAUCUUGGUGUCACAGGUGAUGUGAUGACUGUGAAGAAAAAAGAUCUCCAUCCAAGAGACAUUGAUGCCUUCUGGCUGCAGCGUCAGCUCAGUCGCUUUUACGAUGAUGCUAUUGUUUCUCAAAAGAAAGCUGAUGAAGUCUUGGAAAUUCUCAAGACUGCCAGUGAUGAUAGAGAAUGUGAGAACCAGCUUGUGCUGCUGCUCGGUUUCAACACUUUUGACUUCAUCAAAGUUCUCCGCCAACAUCGCCGCAUGAUCCAGUACUGUACAAUGCUGGCAAGUGCACAGAGUGAAUCAGAAAAAGAGCGCAUCAUUGGAAAAAUGGAGUCGGAUCAGGAAUUGUCAAAAAUUCUUUAUCAGCUACAGGAGACUGAGAAGGAGGAUAUUAUUCGGGAGGAGCGAUCUCGCAGAGAAAGGGUCAGAAAGUCUCGUGUUGAUGACUUGGAAGCAAUGGACAUUGACCAUGGAGAGUCAGUUGCCCCUCGACAGUUGCUAGACUUGGAUGACCUGGCGUUCACACAAGGAAGCCACUUUAUGGCAAACAAGAGGUGUCAGCUUCCAGAUGGUUCAUUUCGCAAACAGCGCAAAGGCUAUGAGGAAGUCCACGUGCCGGCCCUCAAACCCAAACCUUUUGCUGAUGAUGAGGUCCUGGUUGCAAUUGAAAAAUUACCCAAGUACGCUCAGGCUGGGUUUGAGGGAUUCAAAAACCUUAACCGCAUCCAGAGCAAGUUGUUCAAGACAACCAUGGAAAGUGAUGAGAACCUUUUAGUGUGUGCUCCUACGGGUGCUGGAAAGACUAAUGUUGCUCUGAUGGCUAUGUUGAGAGAAAUUGGAAAACACAUCAAUGUUGAUGGGACCAUCAAUGUAGAUGAUUUCAAAAUCAUUUACAUUGCACCUAUGCGCUCUUUGGUACAAGAAAUGGUGGGCAGUUUUGGCAAG
Boleophthalmus pectinirostris (great blue-spotted mudskipper) is the source of this 1855-nucleotide messenger RNA. RefSeq names its product U5 small nuclear ribonucleoprotein 200 kDa helicase-like. The annotation marks the transcript as partial. Lineage: Eukaryota; Metazoa; Chordata; Actinopteri; Gobiiformes; Gobiidae. The transcript has 13 exons. Gene Ontology annotation, molecular function: ATP binding; nucleic acid binding. The record is from RefSeq and is a predicted model, not a curated record. Gene Ontology annotation, cellular component: nucleus.